AUGACAGACCACGACAAGUGGGUCACACUGACCCCCACAGAGUUCUCCCUGCUCCAGGACUACGCCCAGUACUCCACCAAGAAGCUCAAAGAUGUCCUCCAGGAGUUCCACGGGGAUGGGGUGUUGGCCAAGUACAACCCAGAGGAGAAACAGGAAAUCCUUAGCCAGGAGAUUGACUUUGAGGGGUUUAAGGUGUUCAUGCAGACCUUCCUGGAGAGCGAGCUGCCUGAAGAGUUCUGUCAGCAUCUCUUCUUGUCCUUUAGCAACAAGGGUCCCAGACCCAGUCCCUCAUCCUGUGACAAGCCCAAGGUGUCUGCCGCUGACCUUUCCUCCGGGGUUCUCUCUGCAGGGCUGAAGCUGAUAAAAGGCACGUCGACCCCCCUGAAGACCCCCCCCCCGGCGGCGGUGGUGGUGGCGGCGUCCCCGCCCCUGAACUCGGUGCAGCUGAAGGACAUCGUGUGCUACCUGUCCCUGAUGGAGGGUGGGCGGCCUGAGGACAAACUGGAGUUCAUGUUCCGUCUCUACGACACCGACGGGAACGGCUCUCUGGACAGCUCGGAGUUGGAGCAUAUCAUCUCCCAGAUGAUGCACGUGGCUGAGACCCUGGAGUGGGAUGUGACCGAACUCAAACCGAUCCUCCAGGAGAUGAUGCAGGAGAUCGACUACGACCACGACGGGGCCGUAUCCCUCGAGGAGUGGAUCCAGGGGGGCAUGACCACCAUCCCCCUGCUGGUCCUGCUGGGCCUCGAGACGAAUGUGAAGGAUGAUGGGCAGCAUGUGUGGAGGCUGAAGCACUUCAAUAAGCCGGCCUACUGCAACCUGUGUCUCAACAUGCUCAUCGGCCUGGGCAAGCAGGGCCUCUGCUGCUCCUUCUGUAAGUAUACGGUCCACGAGCGCUGCGUGGCUCGGGCGCCGGCGUCCUGCAUCAAGACCUACGUCAAGACCAAGAAGAACACGGAGGUGAUGCACCAUUUCUGGGUGGAGGGGAACUGCCCCACCAAGUGUGACAAGUGUCACAAGACCAUUAAGUGCUACCAGGGUCUGACUGGGCUUCACUGCGUCUGGUGCCAGAUCACGCUCCAUAACAAGUGUGCCUCACAUGUGAAGCCGGAGUGCGACUGCGGGCCCCUCAAAGAUCACAUCCUACCGCCUAACACCAUUUGUCCCGUGGUGCUGGAGAGGCAGUCGACAGUGCGGAAGGACUCCAGAUGCAGCCAGACAAGCCGAGGGAAGAUGCAGAGAGCCAACUCUGUCACCGUGGAUGGCCAGGGCCUGCAGAUAACAACAUUAGAGGGCACUCAUCCUCUGCUGGUGUUUGUCAAUCCUAAAAGUGGGGGCAAGCAAGGCGAGAGGAUUUAUCGGAAGUUCCAGUACCUUCUGAACCCGAGACAGGUGUACAACCUGGCCAAGACCGGACCCAUGCCGGGGUUGAACUUCUUCAGAGACGUUCCUGACUUCCGCGUGUUGGCGUGCGGCGGAGACGGAACGGUUGGCUGGAUCCUGGACUUCAUCGAUAAGGCCAACCUAAACAGGAACCCCCCCGUGUGUGUACUUCCUCUUGGCACAGGAAAUGACCUGGCCCGCUGCCUGCGCUGGGGGGGAGGCUACGAGGGCGAGAGCCUGCUGAAGAUCCUGCGGGACAUCGAGACCAGCGCCGAGGUGACGCUAGACCGCUGGCGGAUCGACGUGACGCCGUCGGACCGCGAGGAACCCGGAGACCCGGCGCCCUACAGCAUCAUCAACAACUACUUCUCCAUCGGCGUGGACGCCUCCAUUGCCCACCGCUUCCACAUCAUGAGGGAGAAACACCCUGAGAGGUUCAACAGCAGAACAAAGAACAAGCUGUGGUACUUUGAGUUCGGCACCUCAGAGACCUUCUCUGCCACGUGUAAGAAGCUGCACGACUUUCUGGAGGUGGAGUGUGACGGCAUCAGCCUGGACCUCAGCACCAUCUCCCUUGAGGGCAUCGCCAUUCUCAACAUUCCCAGCAUGCACGGCGGCUCCAACCUCUGGGGUGAAAGCAAAAAGAGGAGGGGCAACCGAAGGGCGGCCAAGAAGGCCCCAGACAAGAGGACGACGGUGCUGGACCCAAAGGAGCUCAUGUUUGCGGUCCAAGACAUCUCGGACCAGCUCCUGGAGGUGGUGGGGCUGGAGGGAGCCAUGGAGAUGGGUCAGAUCUACACCGGUCUGAAGAGUGCUGGGAGACGUCUGGCCCAGUGCUCCUCUGUAACCAUUAGGACCACAAAGUCUCUCCCAAUGCAGAUCGAUGGAGAGCCUUGGAUGCAAGCCGCCUGCACGAUUCAAAUUGACCACAAGAACAAGGCGCCCAUGUUGAUGGGCACACCGCAGGGCACCGGCUUUUUCUCCUCUAUCAUCAGGAGGACACGCAGCGAGAGCAAAGACUGAUGGGAGAUUGUCUCGGGCAAGGCUCUGAAACGCCGGUCAAAAUGUUAGCUAGCCCCAGCUAGCUCUGAAGUAACAGCGCUCAGAAAGGCUGUGUCCUCCACAGUGAAUCCACCACAACUCGGAUACAAGGCCACGGAAGGAUGGGGACCGUAUGGGUAUUUAUUGAGGGCGUACGCAAGCUACAGCCGGACACCCUGCCUCUGUGGUGAGGCAGUCACCGGUUGGAGGUGAGGUGUAGCGGAAGAGGCGGUGGCGUGUGGGUCGCCACAUCACAACUUGGAGGAGAUCUCUCUGUCACCCUUUUUAUUUUUUUUGCUUUAACAUGUGCAGUCUACGAAUACGCUUUGG
Gadus chalcogrammus (walleye pollock) is the source of this 2754-nucleotide messenger RNA. RefSeq names its product diacylglycerol kinase, beta (gene dgkb). Lineage: Eukaryota; Metazoa; Chordata; Actinopteri; Gadiformes; Gadidae. The transcript has 24 exons. Gene Ontology annotation, biological process: lipid phosphorylation; intracellular signal transduction; diacylglycerol metabolic process. The coding region runs from base 1 to 2406 and encodes 801 amino acids. Gene Ontology annotation, molecular function: ATP-dependent diacylglycerol kinase activity; calcium ion binding. Gene Ontology annotation, cellular component: plasma membrane. The record is from RefSeq and is a predicted model, not a curated record.